AGGAGAGAGAAAAUAAUAGUGGGAUAUUGAAAAAGUAUAAGAGAGAUUGGUGGGCAAGUAUUUUUUUGCUCGUUGGUGUGAUAGUUAUUGUGAAAAAACUUUGCUCAUGGACAAAAUGAUAUUUGGUGAGAGAGAGGGUGGGAAGAGAGAGAGUGAGCAGGUUGUUUUUUGCCCACUGCUGUGAGUAGUCUUAGAAUGGCCCAAUAAGCCAUGUCAACGGUCCAUUAGAAAGUGAACCAAAAAAGACCACCGAAUCACUUAACACACGAGCGCCUGCUUCAUCGAUCAUGUUUUGUUUGGCAUAUUCUUUUUUUUUUCACUAACGGAACUAUAAUCUACGGUUCAAAUUAAAAAUAAAACCAAUCAUAUCAUCAACGGCUAUAAUUUCAUCUCACCGUAAAUCCCCAAAUAUUUUUUUAUCAUUAAAUUAAUUCUCACCUUCAUCAGCAGAAAAAAAAUAAAUAAAUAAAAUAAAAUUACAACCCCCAAAUUAUUUGAACCAAACAAAAACCCUAAUUAUUUCCUGCUACUUCUUUCUCUCUCCUCUUUUUUCUGCAAAAUUUAAAUUCGUCAAUUUUUUCUCUUCUCUUUCAACUAUAUUGGCGUUUCUGAGUGUCGAAUCAAAUGAUUGGUACAAAGCGUCGAAACGUUUCAUUGAGCUCCAAUGCUGAUGAAAACCCUUUUCAAAGUAAAAAGACCAUAGCAUCACCAUCAUCUGGAGUGGAAACAGCUGCAACACCACCAUUGGAUCGGCGUAAGGUUGCUCGACAACAUGUGAGGGCUUUAAAUACUGAAUUCGCAAGUUGGGUGCAAUCUCAGUUGCGGGAUCACCCAGAUGAACUUUGGGAAGAUGGCGUCAGGGACUACCUAACUCAGGGUUCGGACAUACUGGAGAAAUUUGCUGAUGUUGUUAACUGGCUAAAAUCAAAUACUGGUAGUGAAGGUAGUAGUGUGCCUAUAUUGGGAACCCACAGCAAUGAGAAGAAAAAUACACCACAUGCAAACAACAAGGAACUAAAUUUUGGCCCAAAGUUAUUUAACUUCGGUAUGUCUAAUGCCAAUGCGGGACUCAUAUCUUCGUCAAACUCUGGAGUUUCCAGCACCCAAGCCUCAGUUCUUAACACAACUUCAAGCUCAUCCCCUUCAUGGAAUUUAGGAUUGUCUGCCAGUUCUCAAGCUCUUUCGCAAAGUGUGAGUACUGCUCCAACAACUUCAUGGAGCUCUGGAGUAUCCACUGAUAACAAAUCCGUAUCACCAGUAAAAACUGUUAGCUUUUCUACUUCGCCUAAUUUUGGUGUAUCAUCAAACAAUCAAGCACCCUCAUCGACGACUACCACAAGCUUUAUGGGAUCCACAAGUUCUGGAAUAUUCUCCAACAGUCAAACACCACCAUUUGGUGCUUGGAAUGCUGGAAACUCCUCCAACAGUCAAACAUCUUUCUUUGGUAAUCUGAAACCGGCAGCUUCAAAUGACACUGCUAAGGAGGAUGCUCAUGAAGAUAAUGAACCUGAGCAGCCUAGCAGCCCAUCUGUGAAAAAGGCUGAAGAGAAGGGUAUCACUGUGGUGCAUGAAACCAAAUGCAAACUCUAUGUAAAGUCAACUGAUCCAGCUGAUAAAGAGCCAUGGAAGGAUAAAGGUACUGGCCAGCUCUCCAUCAAAUGUGUGGAGGGUGCUAGCAAGGGUACCAAGGAAUCCAAGCCAAUAGUUCUUGUUCGUAAUGAUGUCGGAAGAAUUAUGCUUAAUGCUUCAAUAUACCCAGGCAUAAAGACAAGUAUGCAGAAAAAUGCCAUUGUGACCAUAUUCCAUACUUCGGAGGAUAGUGAAGGGGAAUGUAAAGUAACCCCCCGUACCUUUCUAAUAAGAGUAAAGAAUGAAGUGGAACGAAAUAAGCUGGCAGACACUAUACGUGAACAUGCACCAGCUGCUUGAGAGCCAGAUAAACUAUUUGUUUAUGAUUGUAGUUUCAUAGUUCUUCGUGGGUGACCUGGCUGUAUUUAAUGUCAGCCAGCGGUUAUUUGUUUUCUGCUGCAAUUUUGCAGGAAAAUGAGUACAGAUGAACCCUUUUGUGCCAGAAUUUGUUUUACGAUAUCCUCCAAUGCUUACAGGAGAUGUUGAUACACAGGAGCAGGGAGGGCAUGUAUCAUAAACAAUAGUGAGAAGGUUAGAAAAUUUUCCUCUGCUCUUGUCAUUAAAUGGUAUGUAUCAUGAUAUUAGGUUUGUCAGAUUGCUUUGUAGGCUACAAAUCUGUAACUCAAAGGCAAUGUUCAACUCAUACGCAAAGUAAUCGAAAUGGUUUUCCAUAAUUGUUUCUCUUUUUUCGAUGCCA
Molecule: messenger RNA, 2326 nt
Organism: Chenopodium quinoa (quinoa)
Lineage: Eukaryota; Viridiplantae; Streptophyta; Magnoliopsida; Caryophyllales; Amaranthaceae
Product: putative protein TPRXL
Exons: 9
Coding region: 625-1929 (434 amino acids)
Biological process (GO): intracellular transport
Source: RefSeq, a predicted model, not a curated record